This is a messenger RNA of Hyaloscypha bicolor E, 2194 nucleotides long. RefSeq lists its product as uncharacterized. Gene Ontology annotation, cellular component: membrane. Gene Ontology annotation, biological process: transmembrane transport. The transcript has 8 exons. Gene Ontology annotation, molecular function: transmembrane transporter activity. The record is from RefSeq and is a predicted model, not a curated record. NCBI's taxonomy places the organism in Eukaryota, Fungi, Ascomycota, Leotiomycetes, Helotiales, Hyaloscyphaceae. Bases 202 to 1803 code for a protein of 533 amino acids.
CGACUAAGAGAACGCUUCCGUGGAGCUUGAAUAAAAACCUUCGAAUCCCUCCCUUUCCCCUCUACCGUGUCUACCGUAUUUCUCGACCUGAAUCCUGCUGGAUAUUCCCAGCUGCUUAACAAAGGCCUUCGAAUCUGCGAACUCCAAGAACAGAGACAAAUCUCCGAUUCUCUGCCUGAGACACCUAGAAAUCGCUGCAGCAUGGGACAACCUUCCACGCAGGCGAGCAAUGCCAUUAUUUAUCUCUCCUAUGGCGCUUUCUUGGUCUUUGGUUGCUACAUCGCCUUCCGACUUCGCCACCAGUCCAAGGGCGAAUAUCUUUCAGGCAAUCGGACUCAAACUGCUUUCCCCUUGGCUCUCAACUUCAUUGCGUCUGCUCUCGGAUCCGGAAUUCUCUUUUCAUAUCCUCAACUCGCAACCAUCACCGGCGUUCAGGGAGUGGUGAUCUAUGCCAUUACCUCUGCAGCUCCACUGAUGAUUUUUGCCUAUCUUGGUCCAAUCAUCAGGAAGAAAUGCCCGGAAGGGUUCGUUCUGACUGAAUGGACUAGACAGCGUUAUGGCAUAGUCGCCGCCUUGUACCUGUCUUUCUUGACGCUGGUUACAAUGUUUCUCUACAUGGUGGCCGAACUUUCUGCCUUGCAACAAAUCAUGAAUGCUUUGACGGGAAUGGACGGGCUUCCAAUGGUUAUCGUCGAGUGUGCCGUCACGACCAUUUAUACAUCUCUGGGGGGUUUCAAGAUAUCGUUCAUCACGGACAACAUCCAAGGAGCUAUGGUUGUAGCUCUGAUUAUCAUUGCUACUAUUACUGUCGGAGUCGAAACUAAGAUUGACAAGACUCUUAUCAACUCGUCGGGCCUCACAAAGCCCACUCUCCUUGGUUGGCAGCUUCUCUACAUCUUGCCCGUUGCGGUCUUGACGAACGAUUUCUUCCUCUCCAAUUUCUGGAUAAGAACUUUUACUUCGAAGACUGACAAGGACUUGCGGAUCGGUGUUUCUAUUGCCGCAGUCGUUACUCUGAUCAUUUUGACACUUGUGGGUGCUACAGGCUUGAUUGCAACCUGGUCUGGUGCCUUUGAUCCCAAUAACCCUGAUCAAGAUGGCAGCGUUGCAUUCUUUUACCUCCUGGAGCAACUUCCAGCCUGGACCGUAGGAAUUGUGCUAGUCAUGGUCGUUUCCCUGAGCACUGCCGCAUUUGAUAGUUUCCAGUCAGCUAUGGUGUCUACCGCAUCGAAUGACCUCUUCCGGAACAAGCUCAAUAUUUGGUGGGUGAGAGGAGGCGUGGUCUUGAUCAUCUUCCCGGUUGUGGUUCUUGCGUUAAAGGCUCCAAGCAUCCUACAAAUUUACUUGAUUUCCGAUCUUGUGUCUGCUUCAACGAUCCCGGUCCUAGUCCUUGGCCUGAGUGACCGCUUUUAUUGGUGGCGAGGCUUCGAGGUUGUUGUAGGCGGACUCGGGGGUAUUUUCACAGUCUUCAUCUUUGGGACGAUUUACUUCGGCAGUGCUUUGCAAGGCGCAAGGCUUAUCCUCCUGGAGCAAGGUCUUUACGGCAAUGACUGGAGUGCAUUUGGAGCCUUUGUGGCUGCUCCCAUUGGUGGGCUGCUUUGGGGAUUUGGUGCUUUGGCAGUGAGACUUGCUUACCAAUUCUUUAAUGCAAAGAUCAGCGGCCAUCGCUUCGAUGCAUUUGAUCGCCCAGCAUACCUCGAUAAUCAAGUCGAGGGAGCACCUGAGUAUGCAGCAAGCGAUGAAAUACACAGCGAUCCUCAAAAUGGUCUGGUGACGGUCGACCACAAGGGGAAGUUCUUUUGAGCUGGGGCUGGUGGAAGCCGGAGGUAAGCUUGGUAUGUUAAGUGGAUGAUACCUUACGUAUGAAAGGAUUGUGUUUCUUUUCGGGGUUUGAAGAGGGACAAGAGGACCGGAGCACUAGGGGUGGUACAUCAGAGGACAAACAUCAUUAGUUGGAGGCGAGUUAUUUCCUUUGAACACGUCUAAUGUCGAGUAUGUCAUACACAUAAAACUACAACGGCCUUCCUGAGCUCAAUAUCCUCACAUCGAGCCCAAAUCGCCGCAAGGCCAAGGCCUUCAAGCCAACGCUUUCCUCUCCCAUUCCUCUACAUCGUCCAAUGUCGUCUCCUGAGUUGUCCCCCAAACCUGCCACUCUCCCUCUCUCCAACCCUCGUACUGCCUCUGCAAAACCACG